This is a messenger RNA of Patiria miniata (bat star), 2442 nucleotides long. RefSeq names its product neuronal acetylcholine receptor subunit alpha-7-like. Gene Ontology annotation, biological process: monoatomic ion transmembrane transport; chemical synaptic transmission; signal transduction. The transcript is spliced from 6 exons. Gene Ontology annotation, molecular function: transmembrane signaling receptor activity; neurotransmitter receptor activity; extracellular ligand-gated monoatomic ion channel activity. The record is from RefSeq and is a predicted model, not a curated record. The coding region runs from base 120 to 1292 and encodes 390 amino acids. Lineage: Eukaryota; Metazoa; Echinodermata; Asteroidea; Valvatida; Asterinidae. Gene Ontology annotation, cellular component: neuron projection; membrane; synapse.
CACCAACAUCAAAGCAAUAAAUACACAUAACAGCAUAUGGUUCGCGCUGACGGGAGGUGGACGGUGGUGAUGAAUACUUAAGUUAAUUCACCCACACAAAAAAUAAGUUGGAAACCAAAAUGGCGUUCCGCGAUGGUGCUCUGGUGGUGGUUCUGGGGCUGUGUCUGCUGUAUGUGAAGGGCGGCGAAGGUGCAGAGUCACAAGACAAGGAACACAGCAGCCGUCAUGACUUGAUGACCCAUCUGUUGGGUACGCACAAUCCCCUAGUCAUCCCCAGCACGCCCUUAAAAGUUUCCUACAAACUAGACCUCCUGGCGAUCGAGGGUGUGGACGAGAAGGAAAACAUCCUCCGAAUUUCCGCUUUCGCAACGGUGUUUUGGUCUGACCACCGUUUCCAGUGGGAUCCAGCAAACUAUAGCGGUAUACUUUCUGCGAGCCUACCUAAAAAAGCUAUCUGGCAUCCAGACCUCGAACUGCUGUACUCGCAAGUUGAGGAGAUAGAUGACAUCAACUUGCGUGUGUUUCCCGAUGGGUUUGUCGGGCACUACCUUCCGAUGCGUCUGGCCAUACCGUGCUCUUUUGACUUCAACGACUACCCGUACGAUGCCCACACCUGCGACAUUCGGGUGGAAUCCUGGACCAAUCCCGGUUCCAUGCUCAAUCUGACUCUUGGUGGGGCGUCAGCAGCCGGCACAUGGUACCAUCGUGUCAACAGCCAGUGGGAGAUCCAGUCCUUCACAGCGAACAAGACCGUGGAUAUUUUUCCACCUUCCCCAGAGCAGUACAUCUAUCUGACGUUCCGUCUCCAGUUCAAACGCACGGUGGGCGAGUACGAGAUACGCGCUGUGGUGCCCUCUGUCAUCACAUCGCUUCUGAUCCUGCUGUGUUUUCUCAUCCCUCCACUGUCUGGUGGGAGAAUGGUUCUCUGCUCCGUCGUCAUCCUCUGCAUCUUACUUCAACUGUACCAUCUCAACCUGACCGUGCCCAUCCGAGGUCCCAACGCCCCCUUCCUGGCAGAUUUCCUCUGUUUCAGCGUGAUCCUGGCCGUCUUUGCAGCCGUUGAGAGUGUGGUGUCAAUGAAUCUCUCCAGUUGGGGAACCUUGAGUGGGAGUAGCAACAACAACAACAACAACAGUAACGCCCCCAAAGACGGGGAGGAGCUCGUGGCGCAACCCAAGCCAAGUUUGUUCCUGAUGCAACUCGCUCGAAUCAUCGACUUGGUCUGCUUCGUCAUCUUCACCAUCACCUUUGCUAUCGGUGGGGGCAUCAUACUCAAUCCUAAAACGGAGUAGAGAGGAAUGCGAGACACUUCAAACAGCACACAACCGGCACAUUGUAAAUUAAGCCUUGAAAACGGGGGCAUUAAUGCUCUCGAUCCGUCAAGAUUAGUUAAGUUAUAUAACGAAAACCGUUCACAAAAUAAUGCCACACAGUUGCAUAUCACUGAGACUAAAACUUUUAAAUUUGCGUUGUUGCUCCUCUGAAAUCCUAGUACAGUGUGACGUCACACCAAAGCGCCACUGACGGGUAACCCCAAAACAAUGUAUCUCUUGCAUGCUCGGUUUCCUUCGAUAAAAACAGGUGUCAUCACUUUAACACAGUUUCUUGGAAGUUAGCAAGCGUGUAUAAUUUUGUUUAGUAUUUCUUAACAGCGUUUAUAAGUUAAACAAGGUGUUCAGCAUUUCUGUACAGCGUUUAUAAGCUCAACAAGGUGUUUAAAAUUUCUUAACAGCGUUUAUGAGUACAACAAGGUAUUUGGUAUUUUUUUUAAACAGCGUUUUUAAGUGAAACAAGAUGUGUUAAAUAUUUCUUAACAUUGUUUAUGAGUUCAACAAGGUAUUCAGUAUUUCGUAAUAUCGUCUGUAAGUUAAACGAGGUUAGUAUUUCUGUAUAUACAGCGUUUAUAAGUUCAACAAGGUGUUUGGUAUAUUUAAAACAGCGUUUAUAAGUUUAACGAGAAAUUCAAUAUUUCUUAACAGCAUUUAUGAGUUCAACAAGGUGUGCAGUAUUUUUUAAUAUCAUUUAUAAGUUAAACAAGGUUAGUAUUUCUUAUCAACGUUCAUAAGUUAAACAAGGGGUUUAGCAUUUCUGCACAGCCUUUAUAAGUUAGACAGGGAUUAUGGUAUUUCUUAACGUUUAUUAAAUAAACAUGGUGUUUAAUAUUUCUUAAGAUCCUGUAUAAAUGAAUCAAGGUGUUCAGUAUUUCUUAACAGCGUUUAUAAGUCCCACGAGGUGUUUAGUAUUUUCUUAACAGCGUUUAGAGUUCAACGAGGUGUUUAGUAUUUCUUAAGAGCGUUUAUGAGUUCAACGAGGUGUUUAGUAUUUGUUUUAACAGCGUUUAUGAGUUUAACGAGGUGUUUAGUAUUUCUUAACAGCGUUUAUGAGUUUAACGAGGUGUGUAGUAUUUCUUAACAAUGAAAAGUACGACAAUUCUUCCCAUAA